AUGAAAAGAACAGUUGAUAUUUACAAAGCAAAUGAAAAGAAACCAAAACAGGCGAUAGGUAGUAAAUCAUAGACGUCUUAUGGAGCAUACUUGAAUAGUGAUGUUAAAACCAUUGCUAAAUUGUACUGAU
Messenger RNA from Paramecium primaurelia, 130 nucleotides. The record is from the annotation of a GenBank genome assembly. Lineage: Eukaryota; Ciliophora; Oligohymenophorea; Peniculida; Parameciidae.